Messenger RNA from Lizanozyma spartinae, 636 nucleotides. RefSeq lists its product as uncharacterized. Gene Ontology annotation, biological process: ribosomal large subunit biogenesis. Gene Ontology annotation, cellular component: nucleolus. The transcript has a single exon. The record is from RefSeq and is a predicted model, not a curated record. NCBI's taxonomy places the organism in Eukaryota, Fungi, Ascomycota, Pichiomycetes, Serinales, Debaryomycetaceae. Bases 1 to 636 code for a protein of 211 amino acids.
AUGACUUCCGUUAGAAAGAGAAAGAUGAAGCGUUCUUCCGUGCGGAAGAACACUAGAAGAGUCAAAGAUAAGCAUGAUAACAUUAAUAUCCAUUCCAAUCCCAUAAUAGCGAAACACUGGGAUAAGUCAUUGACAUUACAACAGAAUUACAAGAAGUUAGGUUUGAGAACAAAGCUUGGAUCCAUGGCUGGUGGUAUUGAGAAGGAUGUGUUGACACUUACGCAAAUCAAGCAACGCAAGGAAGAUGAUACCAAGGUUUCUGUUGAGGACAUUGAAAACACCGAUGACCCCGCUAAGAUCCCAGAAGGUGAAGCUAGAAUAAUAAGAAAUGAAGAAUCCGGUGAAGUGUUGAAAGUUAUUUAUGGUACCAUGAAAGUGAAGCAUACGUCUGCUGCAGAAGUGGAAAAGUCUGAAGUUAUUCAACAAUUGGAAGAAUACGCCAAAAAGAAUUCUCAAAUAAGAAGAGAGAGAAAGCAAUCUGAAAGAGAAGAUUCUUGGUUGAAAGAUUUGUAUGAAAAGCACGGAGAUGAUUAUGAGAAGAUGAAAUGGGAUAAGAAGUUAAAUGUAUUUCAACAAAGUGCAGGUGAUUUAAGAAAGAGAAUUACAAAAUGGAAAAAGGUCAACAAUAUUGAGUAA